Messenger RNA from Eimeria maxima, 249 nucleotides. RefSeq lists its product as hypothetical. Gene Ontology annotation, molecular function: protein tyrosine phosphatase activator activity; peptidyl-prolyl cis-trans isomerase activity. Gene Ontology annotation, biological process: mitotic spindle organization. The annotation marks the transcript as partial. NCBI's taxonomy places the organism in Eukaryota, Apicomplexa, Conoidasida, Eucoccidiorida, Eimeriidae. The record is from RefSeq and is a predicted model, not a curated record. The transcript is spliced from 3 exons. Gene Ontology annotation, cellular component: protein phosphatase type 2A complex; nucleus; cytoplasm.
AUAAUGGAGCGGGACCUUGUGCAGCAACUGGCCCCAGACCUUCUCUACUUCGACUCCAUCGAAUAUGUCUUGCAGACAAAGAAGGGCGCCCCCUUUUUUGAGUGUUCCCCCAUCUUGUACGACGUUAGCGGGAUCAGCAGCUGGAAAAAGAUAUGUUCUGGACUGAUUCGGAUGUACGAGGGGGAGGUUAUGUGCAAACUGCCGAUUGUGCAGCACUUUUUGUUUGGUUCUUUAUUCCCUUUGUCUUGA